This is a messenger RNA of Abrus precatorius (Indian licorice), 1066 nucleotides long. RefSeq names its product mediator of RNA polymerase II transcription subunit 20a-like. Gene Ontology annotation, cellular component: mediator complex. The transcript has 5 exons. The coding region runs from base 57 to 734 and encodes 225 amino acids. NCBI's taxonomy places the organism in Eukaryota, Viridiplantae, Streptophyta, Magnoliopsida, Fabales, Fabaceae. Gene Ontology annotation, molecular function: transcription coactivator activity. Gene Ontology annotation, biological process: regulation of transcription by RNA polymerase II. The record is from RefSeq and is a predicted model, not a curated record.
AACUGCGUGGGAGCAAAGGGGUGGGGUGUUGUUAUCCAGUUGGAAAGGAACCGAGAAUGCCUGUGAGAUGUAUUCUUCUAUGGCAACCCAAUCAAGGAGGUGUGAACAGUGUAGUCCUCAACGAAAUCUCACACUGUAUCGAAACCCUUAAUGGCGUCAAAGAUGGAAGAAUGAAAGCCUCUCUCACUUUCUACAAACCCAAUUUACGAGAGCAGAAUGUGACCAUGGAUUUCCCCCGCGAUUUUCUGGGGAUGUCGAUGCUGGAGCAGCCCAACAAAUACUACUUCAUCAUUCGCGGCCAAAAAAUUGUUCUUGAGGCUGAUUCUUCUAUUUUGACUAUUAUGGAGAAACUUCAGUCCUACAAGUGUAGAAUCGCCCUUAAUUUCGAGGGAGUGCAGUAUAAACUGGGUGACUUUCAGAUGAGAGUCAUUAAAGUUGUUCCCCUUCAAGGUGAGGGUCUCAAAGGAAUUAUGAUUGAGAUUGAGUACCUCCCUAUUUCUUCAGUUGAAAAAUCCAAACAAAUAAUGGAAGAGUUCGUUGAAAUGUGGAAAGAAGUUGCGUCUAAAAAUUCAUUAGCUGGUCAAUUCAUACACGUCGAACCAAAUUAUGCAGAAUAUGGGCUAUCUGACACUUUUACUUCUCAACACACAGCUGUUCAAUAUGCUGCUGCGUUGGCCCAGCUAAUUCAAUCAUCAGCGCAACUAAUUCAAUCAUCAGCGCAGUUACGGAACUAGGAUCAUUGAAGGAUUUCUGUAUUCAUCUGUUACUCAAAAGACUACUCCUUUUUGCCAUUGCAGGGAUCUACCUCGAUUAUGUUUAGCUGUCUGAAGCUCAGUAAUCAACUUGUAAGGGGAAUCCUGGGUUCAUUCUGGGGUUGGGGAUUGUGCUGAUGCUCGAAUUGAAUUCAAGUUAUCAAGGGCAACAUAUAUGUGCUGCUUCUCUAGUUACUGAACACCAAAAAUGUAAAACAUAGUAAUUGUACAAGUAAUUUUGUUGUCUCUUGAAAUAUUAAUUGUUUUUGAAUCAGUCAUUUAUAUCUAGUGAUAAAUAUUAUUAUCUCUACUUG